Molecule: messenger RNA, 2642 nt
Organism: Cynoglossus semilaevis (tongue sole)
Lineage: Eukaryota; Metazoa; Chordata; Actinopteri; Pleuronectiformes; Cynoglossidae
Gene: pus7l
Product: pseudouridine synthase 7 like
Exons: 10
Coding region: 255-2297 (680 amino acids)
Biological process (GO): pseudouridine synthesis
Cellular component (GO): nucleus
Molecular function (GO): pseudouridine synthase activity; RNA binding
Source: RefSeq, a predicted model, not a curated record
ACAAUGAAUUAAAAUUAGCCAAAGGUUUUAGCCAAAAAGAAAAGAAAAAACACUAAAAUGUGUUUAUUUCGGCAUGAACACUGCAUUUGGCCCAACAGUAAUUAUUCGUGAAUAUUUCUUUAUAUUGUUGGUCCCUUUAAGGGAAGACACGUGACUGUCACGUGUUGCGGAAGUAGAGCGGACUGUCCCGGCGUGAUUGUGUUUACAUCAACAGCCUCUGGUGUACACAGCACAUGCAGUUAUAAGUGAAGGUGAUGCAGAUUUGCAACAACGUGACCAUGAAGCAGGAGAUCGAUGGUGUCAGCAUCCCUGCUUGCUUCAUCUCCAGCCAUGAAGGUUUUCAUGGGAGCAUCAAAAAUUUUGUCAAAGACUUUGUGGUGACUGAGAUAGACACUAAUGGACAGUGGGUAAACAAAGAGGGCAGAGCAGCAGCAGGAGCAGAUCAACCUGGUUGUGCCUCUCGAAAUAAAGCCCACAAACCUGUGGAUGAGUACAAGCAGAAAAAUCAUCUGUCCGUCACAGACUGUAUGUACGUGUCAGGUGAUUGUGGAGUCGAUGUUUCCCCAGACAGUUUGGACUUGGGCAUGAUUUUAGGACAAUCUGUCAGCAAUGAGCUGGAGCAGUUUGUGUUGACUCUCCGAGACGAGAGGCCAACGAGGCAGGAGUUCUCUCUGGGAUUCUUUGCUGACAAACAACUCAGAGCGAACGUCCACCGUGCCGUCAGACACCGUUUCCCCUUCCUCAUGACCGUCACCAUUCAGCCCGAGAUCAGAGUGAGGGAGGAUCCAGACUACAGGGAGCUUUCACAGCUCGUCACGGAGGACGAGGCUGAGGACUUUUUCAGAUUUAUAGAUGCCAAAGUGCAGGGCUCGUCCUAUACGUUUGGACCUGACGACAACAAGGAGCACAGGACAGCAGUUCACCACUUCCUGAGCCGGAAGUUUGGGAAACUGGUGGAGACGAAGAGCUUCAGCGAUCAGGGGAGCACGGCCAUCACGGUGAGGCUGCGAGACCGAGGAAGACCGAAGAAGAGGAGUGCAGAUGAACGUAGCGAAGAUGAAAUUUACACGGCUUUCACUCUGUGUAAGGAGAACCUGGAGACUCUGGAGGCCAUCAGCUACAUGGCAGCAGCUCUCGGAGUCUUACCGUCAGACUUCACUUAUGCUGGGAUUAAGGACAAAAGAGCCGUCACAUACCAGUCCAUGGUGGUCAAGAAGGUCUCAGCUCUGAGGCUGAUGGAGAAGAAAGCAGAGUUUGAAAAGAGAGGUCUACGUCUGUCUCACGUCCGCUCCGUCAGCGAGCCUCUCAGGAUCGGGCGACUGCAGGGAAACCACUUUGACCUGGUGGUGCGGGACUUGAGACCACAUGGGGUCAGUGGUGCUCACUGUUCGAAUGCCGACAGACACACGAGGCUGGCAGCACUAGUGAAGGAAGCAGUGGGGAAUGUGAAGGCCAGAGGUUUUGUCAACUACUAUGGACCACAGAGGUUUGGGAGUGGACAGAGUGUUCAGUCAGACCGCGUGGGACUGGCUUUACUCAAGGAGGACAUGGUCAGUGCUGUUCGCCUCUUCUUCACUCCAGAAAACGAAAAUGAUGACCCUCCAAAUCAGGCCAAGAGACACUUCCUCCAGACGGACAACGCAAAAGAGUCUUUGGCUUUGAUGCCACUAUCAAAGGUCCGUGAGAGGCUGAUGCUGCGAGCCAUGAACCGAUACGGUACCAGUGCAGACGGUUGUGCCCAGGCCUGGCUCAGUUUACCCCACAGCAGUAGGGUCUUCUACCUACAUGCUUACUGUAGCAGGGUGUGGAACGAGGCGGCGGCUCACAGACUAACCACUCUGGGCCACAGUGUCAGGAAAGGAGACCUGGUGUGGACGCACGACGGACAGAGUCAGGCAGACGACAGUGGAGAAACGAGCUGUGCUCAGAUUCAUGUGGUGACGGACCAUGAAGAACAAACGGGCGUUUUUGAACUUCAACAUGUUCAGCUGCCGAUGCCUGGAAACACAGUGAAGUAUCCAGAAAACUCCAUGGGAACCUGGUACAAAGAAAGACUGUCCAGAGACGGACUGGGAGACUGUCGCUUCAGAGUCAGCGGCCUCAAACUGAACAUUCCCGGCUGUUACCGCCCCCUGCUGGCCAUGCCACACAACUUCAGCUAUCAGCUUCAAGAAGCAUCAAGCAAAGGGGGAGAAGAAGAAAAAAAGACGCAGGAUUCGCUCGUCUUAAACUUCGACCUGGACUCGUCCUGUUACGCCACUGUCUGCCUCAGAGAGGUCAUGAAGUGUGACCUCUAGUGGUCCGCUACGACAUUUAGUUUCUGUGUAUUCAUGUUUGAAAAAAAAAGGCAGCUUUUUUAUAUCCCGACCUCAUUCUAUUGUGUCACAAUUUUUUUUGUAACAGUAAAAAAAAUGUGAUACAUAUAAAAAUUCAAGUUUUGUGAAGCUGAUGAAAACCAUCAGAUCUGUAUGAAUCUAAAUGUAGAAGCAUUUAACCAGUAUAUGUUUUGUGCCAUGAAUAAACACACAUAUAAUGGAGCUGGAAAAAAACAGUUUCAUUCACGAAUGUCGUUUUUUUCUACUCCUGCCACUAGAUGGCGACAACGGAUAACUUUCUCUGUCUACCCGCGGCGUAAACACAUG